AUGUCAACCGGUGCGCUUGCAACACUACUUGGCCAACAACCAUACAACUUCUCAGGCCUGAAGACGAUUGGAAAGAUAUUCUACAUACUGGAUAUCGUCUUAUUCCUCAUAUUCACUGCGUGCAUCUCCUACCGCUUCAUACACAAUCGUGGAUCGCUGAAGCUCAGCUUACAUCACCCUUACGAGAGCUUCUUCUUCGGCGCAUACUUUGUAAGUAUUGCGUUGAUCAUCUACUGUAUGGAACUGUACGGUGUUCCCUCGAGCGGGCCAUGGCUAGUCAAGACACUUGAGAUACUCUACUGGCUCUACGCUGCCAUUGUCAUCCUCGUUGGCGUCUUCCAGUACCACGUCAUCUUCGACCGAAGAGAACUUCCCGUCGCCGACGCCAUGCCCUCAUGGAUCUUACCAAUCUAUCCCUUCCUAAUCUUGGGCGUUCUUGGCAGUACUUUACUGAAGAGCCAGCCUCCUGAUGCAGGCUAUAAGAUAUUCAUUGGCAGCGUUGCGUUUCAGGGUCUGGGUUGGACCAUUGCAUUUCUGAUGCUUACCCUCUACUUCACUCGCCUCGUCAACAGCAACUUACCUGAGAUACCGAAGCGACCUGGUAUGUACGUUGCUGUCGGUCCAGCUGCUUACACCGCCAAUGCAUGCGUUGCGCUCGGUAUGGAGGCUCCAAGACAUCUACCCCCCGACUUCCUCGCCAUCACGUCAUUUCCCGUUGGCGAUGCAAUCAAAGCAUUCGGCGUCAUUGUAGGCAUAUUCUUCUGGCUCAUUUCCUUCUGGUUCAGUGCAAUCGCUACUGUUAGCAUCAUCAUCAGCGCCAAAGAUUCACACUUUACACUCAAUCACUGGGGUUUCAUUUUCCCAAAUGCAGGAAUGACGAUUGCGCUUCUCUGGAUUGCGAAGGCCCUGGAUAGCCCGGGAAUCAAGGGUGUGUGUAGCGCUAUGACUAUCAUACUUGUUAUACUAUGGUUUUGGGUUGCUGUACUCAAUGUGAAGGGCGUGUUGCAGAAGAAAGUGCUGUGGCCUGGCAUGGAUGAGGAUAUGGAGGAUAUCGAAGGGCAUGGUCAUAAGCCUGGUGAUGAGGAGCAGCAGCAAGAUGGUGGAAGUGAGGUGUAA
Bipolaris sorokiniana ND90Pr is the source of this 1116-nucleotide messenger RNA. RefSeq lists its product as uncharacterized. Gene Ontology annotation, biological process: malate transmembrane transport. Lineage: Eukaryota; Fungi; Ascomycota; Dothideomycetes; Pleosporales; Pleosporaceae. Bases 1 to 1116 code for a protein of 371 amino acids. The record is from RefSeq and is a predicted model, not a curated record. The transcript has a single exon. Gene Ontology annotation, molecular function: malate transmembrane transporter activity. Gene Ontology annotation, cellular component: membrane.